This is a messenger RNA of Trichoplusia ni (cabbage looper), 1995 nucleotides long. RefSeq names its product programmed cell death protein 10 (gene Ccm3). Lineage: Eukaryota; Metazoa; Arthropoda; Insecta; Lepidoptera; Noctuidae. The transcript has 5 exons. Gene Ontology annotation, molecular function: protein kinase binding. Bases 149 to 778 code for a protein of 209 amino acids. The record is from RefSeq and is a predicted model, not a curated record. Gene Ontology annotation, cellular component: FAR/SIP/STRIPAK complex; Golgi apparatus. Gene Ontology annotation, biological process: regulation of Golgi organization; positive regulation of MAP kinase activity.
ACUCAUUUGUCAUAAUGUCAUAUACUCACUCAUUGUCAGUGCGUCAAACGUAUUGCAAAAUAUCAGUGAAUCUCUCUAAAUCUUUUCUUUAACACUUAACCGAGUUGCUUUAUCUUUACGUUUCAUUGAUCAAAUAUUUUUUACCACAAUGACAAUGGGUGAUGAACUGCCUGUUACUUCUUUAGUUUUACCCGUUCUCAUACGUCCCGUUUUAACCCAGCUAGAGAAGUAUGACUUGGGAGCGUCGCAGACACUUCGUGCUGCGCUUACUAAGGCUGAAGCAGCAGUGCCUGGCCUCAAUUAUGAUUUGGUAGCAGGGAUUAUGAGAAGAGCCGAUAUACCUGUCAACAUGAAUGAGAGUCUGUUACGUCUCCAAGGAACACUGACUGAAGCUGAAUGUGCUGACUUAAGAUUGAACAGGUCUGAAGAAGCAUUCCAGGAAUUAAACAAGAAGUCAACUGCUCUGAAGAAAAUAUUGAGUCGCAUUCCAGAUGAAAUUACAGAUCGUAAGACAUUUUUGGAGACUAUCAAAGAAAUAGCUUCGGCCAUCAAGAAGCUGCUUGAUGCUGUGAAUGAAGUAUCUACAUACACUCCAGGAGCUGGUAAACAAGUGUUGGAACAGAGAAAGCGAGAGUUUGUCAAGUAUUCAAAGAGGUUUUCUAACACACUGAAAGAAUAUUUUAAGGAGGGACAGGCUAAUGCAGUUUUUGUCAGUGCUUUGUAUCUGAUACACCAAACAAAUCAGAUUCUUUACACUGUUAAAAGUAAGUCUGAGUAAGAUUGUUAUGUUAUACAUAGUAUGAUACAGUAUUUAAAAUAAUACUUGAGUUUAUUGUAUAAUAAGAAAACUAAUAAAACCUGUCCUUAUAAAAAUCAAGUUUAUCAUACCCAAACUAUCAUGUUUAACCACUGGGCACUGAAAUAUUUUUUUUUUUGGUAUUAUUUUUGACUGGCAGGGACAUUAAUAUAUUUUAUUUAGUGAAAGAAAACAAUAUGUAAAUAAUAUAGUACACUUAUAUUAUUGUAGCUCUAUCUGCAUACUAAUGUAUCAUUAUUUCCUUACAUUAUAUAGUUGUUUAUAUGAUUUUUAAACCAUUAAAUUAUUGUGAAGUACAUUAAUGUUACAAUUUACAUUCUAUUUUUUUAAUUUUUAUUGACAGUAAGUUGUCUGUUGUAAUCAAACACAAUUGCCUAAAAAGAUAUAAAAAAGUAAAGAUUUUGCUGGAAUCAGUAAUGAAGAUUAUUUUUUUUUUUGUUUUGAAGAGAUAAAGUUGUACAGUAUAAGUAGCAUUGUUGUUUAUGCUUUUUAGGUAACUAGUUGUUUACAUUUAAUAAUAAUGUGGCACAUAAUUUUAUUGUAUGAAUAUUGACUUCCAUGGCAUUCCUCAAAUGACUGUAUGUUCAAUAGUGUCAUAGUCGCAUUCUGUAUUAUUAUAUAGCAUAGCACAGGGUAAAUACACGUUCUCCAUUGUGAUUUCUACUAGGGUCAUUGUUAGAAGCUUAGAAUAUUAUUUCUGUUUAUAAUCAGAUACAUUUGACCUUCAUCUUAUGUCAUCCCAUAGACGCAUUCAAUAUAGAUUUAUUGAUAGAAAGAUCUUUUAAAAAAUCUGUCUCUUGUACUUAAGAACGCGUUUAGACCAAACCUAGGUGUAGAAAACCCAGAGCCUAACAGAAAAAUCAUAACUCUGGUGUUUACUUAAAUAUUUUAGGCAAUUUUUUUAACUAUUAGACAGUGUAUUUGUCGUCUAACUGGCUGAAAUCACGGUUGGUGUAAACGUGUCCUUAGGUUUAUUUUACACUUUACAAAGGUACUUUUGUCUCGUAAAGCAAAAUCUGUUUUUGUUCGCUUCUUAUGUUAUUCUGAACUUUAUCCAUGAGGUAAAAACCUGUGUUUGUUAAAUAUUAAAUUAAUUUUAUUGCAUAGAAUCGCCGUAGUGGCUUCGUAUUAUAUUGUAUUUGUUAUUAAAUUAACAAUAAAGUGCAAUUGUAAAGGUU